Molecule: messenger RNA, 2981 nt
Organism: Porites lobata
Lineage: Eukaryota; Metazoa; Cnidaria; Anthozoa; Scleractinia; Poritidae
Source: the annotation of a GenBank genome assembly
AUGGUGUUUCAAACCAAAGAUACGGCCGCACAGUAGCAACGUUAUUGGGAAGAAAAGCUACUCUUGGACAGCUAUGAAGUCAAAAAGAGGAAACGAGGCUUUUGCUGGACCAAUAAGCUUAAUUUCAAUGAGUAAAUUAGUGUAAAAUGCAAGUAGUCAUAUUUUACGGGCUGGAAGACUGCUAACCAUUUUUUAACAUUUCAAAUGUUGGCUUUAUUUGAAAAAGGGGUGUUUUUGUGUUAAAUGAUGUCAGUAGGUGCGCCUUGCGAGGUCCAGUUAGUUGUAUCUCUUUUCUUCUUUCUCAGUCUUCCUUAUCCCGUUGCUGUGGCGUUGCAGUGCCACAUGCACAGCACAUUGUGGCCUGAUCAAAGCAGUUUUGCAAGGAGAAAUUAACCCCAUUCAGACCAGUGGGGGUUUUUGAGCCCCUUCCCUCCCCUCGCUAAAAUGUUGAAUAACUUCGCCAGUUCAAAAACGUUCAAGCUACAUGUAAGGCCGCCCAACUUACUGACGUUUCCUUAUAUUUAUCUGUUGACAUUUUUAUGUCUUCUUGACGUGUACGACAAGAUAAGGUAGCCUGCAAACAAAGCCGUAUUUCUAGUUGUUUUUUCUCUCCACGGCUAACUAAGGUCUAAAAGACGGCUGCUCACUCAAGUUAGAGAAAAAGAGGCUCUGUCCGGAUUGCGCAAGCCUUUGAAGUCGUUGUGGACAAUAUCAAUCUCGUCAAACUGGUUUUUCGAGUGCGAGCAUCCGUGUAUUGAUAAACCGAUUGUCAUAACUGAAUCCGCUAUACCAAGCGUACGGCUAUGGGUCCUGGGUUCGAAGUUGUAUUCAAGCAACAAGCAGCGCAUGCUCAACAAUGAUCUCGAUUCAAUCAGUCUUCUCAAAUACGCCAAAAAUUGAGAAAGAGAAAUAAAGGCUCUGCUAACAGGGCGACACUAGCCCUGUCAGUACCAUGCAUACCUUUUUUGUUUUGUUUCCAUUUUUUAUAUAUCUUUUCGUUCCUCGUGCUUGUUUUCCGUUCCGUGUUCCUCGUUUUAGUAACAUCCAAAAUAUUAGCUUGUCGUUUUGAAAACAAAGAGCCCUGAAGGGUAUUAUCAUGCAAUAUCAUUUAAUAAGGUUGGCAAAGUCAUUAUUUGAGGCACGUCCUAACCAAUUAAAAAAACUGAAACGGUUCGUAAGGAGGAAUUAAAAUACUUCCCACAGUUUCCACUGAUCUUGCAGCUUGUGACGCCUUGUAAAGAUAAAAAUAUAUAUUUUACAUGAUAUUGUAAAAUACUUUCAAAUAAUUGAACAUGACCGGAGGUAAGAUUAAUUACUAUCUCACUCAGAAACCAUUCUUUUUUUAAAGUGUUUUGACAGACAACGAGGUCAAUUCUUACUUUUUCAAUUUAUUUUUUAUUCGGUUUUAUUUCUGACUAAAUUAAAGUGCAGCCAACAGCAAUCCUAGAAGUUAAAAGAUAUAUUAUAUUUAUUUAUUAAACACUGAUAAGCUGCUCGCGAUGCUGGUAAGUUUUGGGUUCAAAUUUGAAAAUUUCAUCUUUCAAAAUAAUGACACAACGCAUUAUUUUUUUUAGUCAAAGCUGUAUGUGUAUAAGAGCAAAGGAUUUAUUUUACCAUUUUAAUUAUGGCCUUUCUCGUUGUUAUGAAAAAAUCAUUUUUUCAUGUUUUGAUCACAUCAUUUUGCGAAGACAAACAAAAAAGGAGUUCCUCGUUAAACACCAAAUUGAGAUGACUCUACUUCAAUUAGUGGGCUGAAAUCAAACUUUUGUUUAGUCCACGGACAGUAAAUAAAAGGUCAUCAACGCGCAAUAUUUUUUUACAGAAAUGAUGAAAGUGAAUGUAAAAUUUGAAGUGCAUAUAAUUAAUAGUUUGUCCAGAGAAAGCGUCGCUUUACGGGUGUGAUUUUGAUGUGAAAUAACAGUUGUGAAACGGUUGAUAAACACAACUCGUUUUCUUCAAUGGAUAAGGUAUUCUCUACGGUGAUAACUUUCAUUGCUAUUCCAAUUUAUGUCUGCAAUGUUGUGGGGAACUUUCUUGUCAUUGUGGUUAUUCAGAAGGACAAAAAGCUGCGCGAAAGUCCAAAUACCUUCCUUUUACUGAGCCUCGCUCAUUCAGAUGUUUGGUUCUCCAUUUUGGCUUUUGCUAAUGUAGUUUUAAUCUCCAAGCAGGCCACGUAUGCCGUCCGGGAAUUUUUUAUGAACGCACUGGCUUCAAUUUAUAUCCUAGUCGCCCUUGCAGUGGAGAGAUACUUUGCGAUUCUCAGGCCCUUUGUUCACCUGAAAAGAGCCAGAAAAAGUCUGCUCAGUAAAGUAGUGCUUGUGAUAUGGCUCCUGGCUGUCGUUUUGAGUGCACCUGGAUAUUACAUAGCUGCUGUAAGAAAAGGGAUCAAGUAUGGUUGGACUGGAAUAAACACGACAUUAAAUGAAACAUGGGUCGAACCUCUUUGGUUCCAAACUUUUAGCACAGCUUAUGCGUUAGUGCUGUUCAUAUUUGGUUAUAUUUUUCCAAGCGCUGUCAUCAUUUUGUGCUAUUCACGUGUGAUUUACCAUGUUUGGUUUAACGCUGACUCUAGCAGAUCUACGCAAGCUGGCCUCGUUAAGUCUCGACGUAAAAUAACGAAACUUUUCAUACUUGUCACUGUUGUCUUCACAAUUACUUGGACGCCGACGUUCGUGGAGCUCAUUGUUGCAGCAUACGGCGAACACAGCGAGGAAAACAUGAAACUCGAGUUAUUUUCCAUGCUGCUUGGGCUUACAGGUUCGGCAGCAAAUCCGCUGAUUUAUUCAUUUCGUAGCCCAAAAUUUCGACAAGAAGUUUGCAAAUUGCUGACUUGCAACUGCUACUGCAAGAAAAAGAUAGUACGGCGCAGUAACAAGGUAUCUGGAGCGUUUACGUACAACGUGUCUUUAACAAAAAUGGAAUCAAUGAGGGAAAAUACCCCUUUUCAAGGCCAUAGGGUUUUCCAUGGUAAAACAGUGUGA